Schistosoma guineensis is the source of this 3411-nucleotide messenger RNA. NCBI's taxonomy places the organism in Eukaryota, Metazoa, Platyhelminthes, Trematoda, Strigeidida, Schistosomatidae. The record is from the annotation of a GenBank genome assembly.
AUGGGGGAUUUUCAGAGCUUUAAGUUCGAGAAUUCCAUGCCGGAUUUAUGUCCUGAAACACAGCUGAACUUUAGAAAGUUUCUUCAAGCUGCUGGGAUUGAAAACAUGUUGAUUAAAGAUGGCCGGAGAAUAUCAGAUACCGAAGUACUAAAUGAAAUCAGGAAAGAGGUCGCUGUUUUGUCUAUGAACGACGAUGAUGGACGGACCUCGUCGCUGAUUCUUGCGUGUAUCAACGGUGACGAUGAAGCUGUUAAACUUCUCAUUCUUUCGGGCGAGUGCGAUGUAAACGAGGUUGCACCUGAUGGAGAAACUGCACUGACGUGUGCCAUAUCCUCGAAUGCUGUGCGGAUUGUGGAGAUGUUGUUAAAACAUGGGUCUGAUCCAAACUUUCGUGGUAAGAAAGUUGAGUGCACUCCAUUGAUGGAAGCUGCUAGUGUUGGUUAUACUGAUAUUGUGAAGUUGCUGUUGGAACAUGGAGCAUGUGUUGGCCAAAAGUCGAACACAGGAAAUACUGCACUACAUUAUGCUGCUACUUCCGGUCACUUGGAGUGUGUUUGUCUUUUACUACAGUACAAUAGCCCAAUGGAAGUUCAAAAUGAUACUGGUCAUACACCUUUGAUGGAAGCUACAAGUAACGGGCACGUAGACGUCGCUCGUUGCCUUAUAAAGCAUGGAUGCGAUAUUAACACACAUUCAGCGGAAUUCAAAGAAUCCGCACUAACUCUGGCAAGCUACAAAGGUCAUGCGGAAAUGGUCCGUUUCCUGUUGACUGCAGGAGCCGAUCACGAACAUCGUACUGAUGAAAUGCACACUGCUCUAAUGGAAGCUGCAAUGGAAGGUCAUGUCGAAGUUGCUCGAUUACUCCUUGCUCAUGGCGCGAACGUGAACAUACCACAAGAUAGUUUCGAGUCCCCUCUAACUUUGGCCGCUUGUGGAGGCCAUACUGAGCUUGCACAUCUGUUAAUUGGAUAUGGAGCAGAUAUUGAAGAGGUGAAUGACGAGGGCUAUACACCCUUAAUGGAAGCUGCAAGAGAAGGUCAUGAAGAAACUGUCGCUUUAUUGCUUGCAGUAGGUGCUGAAGUUAACGCAAGAACGGAGGAAACACAAGAAACUGCUCUCACGCUUGCAGCCUGUGGCGGAUUCAUAGAAGUCUGUGAAAUGCUUUUAAAUGCUGGUGCUGAUAUUGAAGUUGGCGGAGUUGGUUGUUCUACUCCUUUGAUGGAAGCUGCUCAAGAGGGACAUCUAGAACUUGUCCGGCGUUUGUUGGAGCGUGGAGCAUUAGUGAAUGCAGUGACCGCCACUGGAGACACGGCGCUUCAUUAUGCAGCUGAAAAUGGGCAUGUCAAAGUUUGCGAGAAGUUGCUUGACUGGGGAGCCGUUUUUGGAGCUAUGACAGAAGGAGGACGAACUCCAUUGAUGAAGGCUGCAAGAACAGGUCAUUUGGAAGUUGUCCAGUUAUUUUUAGAGCGUGGAGUAGCGAUUGACCAGCCUACCUCACAGAAUGAUGCCAAUGCCUUGUCGUUAGCUUGUAGUGGCGGACAUGCAAAGAUGGUAGAGUUCCUUCUUCAACAUGGUGCUGAUCCUCAAUAUCAGUUAAGAGAUGGUUCUACAAUGCUAAUCGAAGCUGCUCGUUCUGGAAAUCCAGCAGUUCUGAGACUCAUUUUAGACUAUCCUAAAUGUCUCAGUCAGCCGUCGUCCAUGCUUCCAAAUGCUUCUGUUCAGCUUGUUGCGAAUACACUGAACCAACAUCAAACUCAACACCAAUUUUCUCAUGACCAGCGUUCUGCUUACCAAUCACUCGUGAAUGGCGUACCUACAAUCGGCAAUGUUAUCAUGCCACCACCCCCACCGCCUUUACCUAUUUCUGUCUCCGGAAUAACCAACAUGGAUAUGUGCCUUGACCCAUCUCAUUCACAUAUGCACUCACAAGGUCAUUCGCAUUCCUGUCAUUCACACCAACAACUUUCGUUUCAGGCUCCUUCCAGUCUUUCUACGUCAACUAACUCUGUUCAGCCCACAACUCAUAUAAAUGCGGCACUGGCCAACGCAUAUGCUGUUGGAUGGGCAGCCGGGGCAGCUGCUUUAGUUCACCAACAACAGCAGCAGCAUACAAUAAACUCAGCUAUUACCAGUUCAGUGGAUGCACCUUUGGUUAUGUGUCCUCCAGUCAGCGCUAUACUUUCACACACACAUACUUCUGGACCAUUGCAUGAUCAGAUUUUGUUGACAAACAACAAUACAUUCGAGCUUCUUCCUGGAACUUCUUUAUCAACAAAUGGAUCAUGUACUACUUUACCUUCAAACUGUUCGAUUAUGGCUCACAAUGCGCAUUUAAAUUUUCAAACUACUUCUGUCACUGCUGCUGUCGAUUCAGUUACCGGGAUAACUAGUGUUCAAACUGUGUUAACUCAGGCAACACUAGGUGCUAGUGGAACGGGACCAUCAUCUAGUACAACUAAUAGUAUUGGUAGCAUCAGUGGAGGUAGUUCAACCAGCAGUGGAAGCAGUGCUUCAUCCAUGGUUGCUGGAUCUUCAAUUGACCUUACAGAUGACUUUAGUGCUGGUCUACUGGCACUUUUUCAAGAGCUGAUGCCUGAUUUGAAAGCGGAUAAAGAUGAAUUGAUCAAACGAUUUGAAGCUGUCAUGUGUCCCUUCAGCACACUUCGUGCUGCUCGUACUGCUAUUAGUCAACGAAAUGGAACCAAUCUGGAUUCUCCAACCGCAAUCGCUAUGAGUACUAAUGCUGCCGUCUUGGCUCUUAGCAAGUUAAUUGAUCAACAGUCACAGUGCCGUGCUCAUUCUUCGUAUCCUGGAAAUGGUUGUGAAGUACUGGAACAACACCUUUCACCUAGAUGUAUUCAUACAUCUUCAGCUGAAACCGUCUUGUCUAAAACCACCCAGUGGACAGGUCUGCUUUCGACUUCCUGUGAUACACAGUUUCCGGAACCAAUUUCUUUUUCCACUGAGUGUGGCCCAACACUUAGCAAAGUACCUGAUGAUCAACCAGACCUCACUGACUCCAACGAUCAUAACUUUAGUGCCGCUGCAAAUGUAACACCGGUUAUGUCUUCUUGCCAUUCAUCAUGCUCCGCGUUAUCAACGUCAGAAUGUUCAAUGUCUUCUGUCCAUAGUGCCAACUUCUUAUGCCGUGCCAAUAAAACAACUUCAACAUCCGUCGAGUCUAUUUUACCUGCACUAAAUUCUUACGACUAUGGAUUGGAUAAAACCUCUGACGUAUUAGGACCUUGCAUUGAUUCCUCGUAUUUAAGCAAUCUCGUGGAUUCUGUCGGUCUUGCAACAACUCAAGCUGUCAUUCAUGAAGCUGGUUUAAACCAUGAUAUACUUACAUGUUAUCGUCAUUUUCACCAUAAUAGUGAACGUUUUCAGCAAACAAACAAACCAGUAAAAUAG